AUGCCCCAAACCAGCUCGUAUCAGUAUGCCUCGCAGUCUGAAUCUUGUAACUUUAGUACAGUGCGAUUCGAACGUGCCAACACACAUAUUGCGGUUGCCGAAGAUGCUUCUGAAUUCAAUCAAUUCAUGCUUGCCAGUUCCGAAAGCAGGGGGCCGUUGAUCGAUCGAUCUAUCCCGAAUGAAAUCUACAACCCGAAGCCUCGACAAGUGAUUCUCAUGCUACGCCGGGAAAAGCUAAUGCGACCCCCUGUCGAAUUACUUCCCGCGGAGACAGUAUGCAACAUCCUCAAGCUUGCACUGGAGGACAUCAUCGAAGAUGAUAUGAUGACAACUGCUGAAGCCGAACACCGAGUUAUGGCGGGAGGCUUACCAUUUCCUCACACCAUGGCAUCAGUAUGCAGACAAUGGCGAGAUGUUGUUUCUUCUGCACCUGAGCUCUGGACUCGUAUCUUUUGCAUGAUACCCCAUGAGAGCAGGCAUCAGACAUUGAUUUCCCAGCUUCGAAAGGCGUGCGGUCAUCCAGUCCAUUUGACUAUAAUCAACAAGCAUAACCAUCUCAAACAAGACGAAGUUCCUGGGAUCCUCAAUUGCAUCGCGCUGCAUAUCGGACAACUGAAGAGUCUGCGAAUUCGUAACUUUUACAGCCUAUACAUCAAAGAAUACUGCAACGCAUUAGCAGGACAUGCGCCCCAGCUAGAGUGCUUACAAGUGACAGGCCCGAAACUCUUGGGAUGUUGGACGACCCGCAAGCGCCUACCACCGCUUUUCAAACUCGACUGCCCGACUCUCAGAAUCCUCGAUAUCGAUCAUAAAGUAGCUCACAGUCUCAAUCACCAGUGGCUCAAGAACAAUUUGACAAAUAUCGAAUCUGUGACACUAUCUUUUGGAGAUGAACUUCCGUGCUAUGGCCCUUCGUAUUUGGUAAAGGAUGUUCCUCAAGCGCUGAACGCGGUCCCAGGAAGAAUACCUUGCCUCAUCAUCGACGGCUUGCAAUUUCCGUUCCAGACCAUCUCAGGGAUCAAACACAAAGACCUCAAAAUCGGGGCAGAGAAAGUGGUUGUGCGUGAGUGCAUGAAAGUUUUGGACAUGGUCGACGAGUAUUGCAAGACGAUUGUUAUUCGUGGCUGCGAAUUCGUAGAGGACCCGCGUACAAGGAGGUUGCCUUCCUCGGAUACGUUGGAGUUUGAUGGGUGCUUCGGCGGCAGUUUGGAAGCGGCACCUUUGACCCCUUCGUGGGACGGUGAUACAGUGACCAUCACGAACAGCGACUCGCUUUGCUUGGAAGCCAUCUUCGUCCUCCUGGGUGCACCUUUUAAGGACUCUAGUUGUUCCCUGUGGCCACGCGUCACUACUCUCAAGCUCGUGGCCAAGGAUGAUUUCGCUUUGAAAUUCCCGUUCAAAAUGCUGAAAGCAAUGAUCAGCAGUCGGAGGGAGGCUGCAGGGCAGGAGAACCUGGGAAAGAGCAACGUAGAGUUGGAUGCCAUCGGAUUCAAACGCGUCCGUCCAAUUAUGGUGCUUCAUGUGCAUGGGGGACAAGGACUGUUGCACAAGGAGAGAGAGUGGUUCGAGGAACAGGUGAAAGACUUCGUUUGGGAUUGUUAG
This is a messenger RNA of Suillus subaureus, 1602 nucleotides long. RefSeq lists its product as uncharacterized. The transcript is spliced from 5 exons. NCBI's taxonomy places the organism in Eukaryota, Fungi, Basidiomycota, Agaricomycetes, Boletales, Suillaceae. The coding region runs from base 1 to 1602 and encodes 533 amino acids. The record is from RefSeq and is a predicted model, not a curated record.